Sesamum indicum (sesame) is the source of this 1157-nucleotide messenger RNA. RefSeq names its product MOB kinase activator-like 1A. NCBI's taxonomy places the organism in Eukaryota, Viridiplantae, Streptophyta, Magnoliopsida, Lamiales, Pedaliaceae. The record is from RefSeq and is a predicted model, not a curated record.
CUAAUAUUUAUGCCAACUCCCCAUAAAUAUAUUCCUUUCUGUAAAUAAUCACCGCUUUUUCAUUAUUUCUCUCCCUCUCUCUCUCUCUCUCUCUCUCUCUCUCUCUCUCUGUAAUCAGCCAUGAGUCUCUUCGGCCUUGGCAGGAAUCAAAGAACAUUCCGCCCCAAGAAAAGUGCUCCAUCGGGUAGUAAGGGGGCACAACUGAGAAAACAUAUCGAUGCUACUUUAGGUAGUGGGAACUUGAGAGAAGCCGUAAGGCUACCUCCUGGGGAGGAUAUCAAUGAAUGGCUUGCCGUCAACACUGUAGAUUUCUUCAACCAGGUGAAUCUUCUCUAUGGCACCCUCACAGAGUUCUGUACGCCAGAGAACUGCCCUACAAUGUCUGCCGGCCCUAAGUAUGAGUACAGAUGGGCAGAUGGCGUACAAAUUAAGAAACCUAUUGAAGUUUCAGCCCCUAAAUAUGUUGAAUAUUUGAUGGACUGGAUUGAGACCCAGUUGGAUGAUGAGUCCAUAUUUCCCCAAAGGCUUGGCGCACCAUUUCCUUCUAAUUUCAGGGAAGUUGUGAAGACUAUAUUCAAACGUCUAUUCCGUGUAUAUGCACAUAUAUACCAUUCUCAUUUUCAGAAGAUCGUGAGUCUUAAGGAGGAGGCCCACCUAAACACCUGCUUCAAGCAUUUUAUACUGUUUACAUGUGAAUUUUCGUUGAUUGACAAGAAGGAGCUCGCUCCACUUCAAGAGCUCAUAGAAUCCAUCGUCCCUUACUAAACUUGCUUCCAACACUCGCCUAUUGAACUCAUCUUAUGUAGAGAUAAAAAUAAGUGUUUGCUUGAAAUUCCCAGUAACAAUUAGUAUCAGUGUGAUCUGCAGUUACUGUACCAUCUUGUUGUGACAAAAGCUCAGCUGCUGGUGUUCUUGAUACGAUGAAAACGAACCUGUUCAGAUUAUAUCAGUGCCAAGAAAAGUUUGUAUGUAUUUAUGUCUUCAUGUCUUCGACGAUGAGAGGGAGAAUUAGAUUCACUAAUUCGUGGAUAUGUACAUGCAAUUUCACAUGAAUCAGUUCUUUGCAUGUAUUAUUCUCUUAAGAGGAGAAAACUUUGUAUGGUUUUCCUUUCCAGAAUUGUAGUCAUCUCCAGGAAACGGCCAAAUAUGUAUUUAAU